Rubroshorea leprosula is the source of this 4076-nucleotide messenger RNA. NCBI's taxonomy places the organism in Eukaryota, Viridiplantae, Streptophyta, Magnoliopsida, Malvales, Dipterocarpaceae. The record is from the annotation of a GenBank genome assembly.
AAACAAUUCCAGAAAAACAUGCUUCCAGGGGAGCUGGGUUCGCGAGGAGCCUGGGUUCGCACCUCGCAAACCCACGAGUUGGAUUCGCGAGGAACCCAGGCUCCUGGGUGUGCGAACCCAGCUCGUGGGUUUGCACCUCGCGAACCCAAGAGCUGGGUUCACGAGGAACCCAGGCUCCUGGGUGCGAACCCAGGAGUUGGGUUCGCGAGGAGCCUGGGUUCGCACCUCGCGAACCCACGAGUUGGGUUCGCGAGGAACCCAGGCUCCUGGGUGUGCGAACCCAGCUCCUGGGUUCACACCCAAAAGCCUGGGUUCACACCCAGGAGCCUGGGUUCGCACCUCGCAAACCCAAGAGCUGGGUUCGCGAGGAGCCUGGGUUCGCAACUCGCGAACCCACGAGCAGGGUUCGCAAGGAACCCAGGCUCCUGGGUGCGAACCCAGCUCAUGGGUUCGCACCCAGGAGCCUUUUUCUCCUUCAUAUUAACACUGGUUUUGCGAACCCAAGCUCCUGGGAUUGCCUGGAGGAUAGAGUGUAGUCCCGCCGGUGGAGAGUCCAAAAUGGCGGUGCCUGAUGGAGAGGAGUGUCCCAAAGCAGCCAAAAAGUCAGCUGCAGAGUUUACUUGCCUUUACAUAAUAAUCCUGAUAUCGCUGAUCUUAUCAACAAACAAUUUCCCAAAAAACAUGCUGCCGGUGAACCAACGCUUCAGCGUUUUAUUAUCUUCCAUCUUCAUCCUUUUGAACUUGUUUCUUUUGCACUGCUAUGCUGCAAUUUAUAAUAUUACUUCAUCCAAUCCAUUAUCACAAAAUGAAAUCCUUAUCUCCCCUGCCCAAGUUUUUGAGUUAGGCUUCUUUCGUCCUGAUAGUUCCACUAAUCAGUAUGUUGGUAUAUGGUAUAAAAAUAUUGCUCCUCGCACAGUUGUUUGGGUGACCAACAAAGAGAAACCAGUUAUUGAUUCAACGGCAAGUCUAAAGAUUGGUAGUGACGGAAAUCUGAAGCUUGUAGAUGGGAAUGAAGUAACUCUCUGGUCAACCAAUGUUUCUGUCCGAUCAAAUAGUUCAGUGGCUGUCCUUUUGGAUAAUGGGAACUUUGUUCUACGUGAUGGUUCAUCUGAACAGGAGUUAUGGCAAAGCUUUGAGCACCCAGGUAAUACUUUAUUACCCGGUGCAGGUCUCGGAUAUGAUCUUGAAACAGGUGAGAGACGUGUCUUGUCAUCUUGGAAAAGCGAUAGUGAUCCAUCACCUGGGGAUUUUGUUGUUGAAAUUGUACCGCGGUCACCACCACAAACUUUUACUUGGAAUGGAUCAGUGCCUUACUGGAGAAGCGGGGAGUGGAAUAAACAACAGUUUAUUGGUUACCCAGCUAUGGAUUCAACAUAUUCAAGCUUAUAUAGCCUUGUACAGAAUAAUGAACAACGAACUGGGUAUUUCUAUAUAAAUAGUAACACCUCGGACAGAGUUCUGGUCAUUUCAUCCGACGGAUCUCUAAAGAUGAUGUUUUGGGGGAAAGACACAGGCUGGUAUUCAAUAUGGAAAGGACCAAAUAAUACAUGUGAGGUCUAUGGAACUUGUGGACCUUUUGGGGUUUGUAAAAUAUCUGAAUUUCCUAUUUGUAGAUGUCUCAAAGGAUUUGUACCAAAGUCAGAUGAGGAAUGGAACAAAAAUAACUGGACAGGAGGGUGCAUUAGACGAACUGAAUUAAGUAGUUGUGUGGCAUGGACUGGUGAGAAAACAGCACAAGAAGCAGAAACAGAUAAGUUUUGGAAAAUGAGUGGAAUGAAGCUCCCAGAUAAUUCCAAGUAUCAAGAAGUUAAUGAUGUGAACGACUGUGGACAGCAGUGCUUGAAUAACUGUUCUUGCAAGGCUUAUGCAUAUGUAAAGGGCAUAGGCUGUCUGUUCUGGACUGAUGACCUUAUGGAUAUGCAAGAGUUCUCCAGUGAUGGGGAAGAGCUUUUCAUUCGUCUUGCAUCCUCAGAACUAGUGUUUUCAGCUCAUGGGAAGCUAAGAGUAGAUCUCAUUAUCAGCCUCACAACUGUUUCUUGUAUCAUCAUCUUGGGUGCCUUAGUCUAUGGUUUAUGCUGGCAGAGAACAAAAAAAAUUGGUAAAAAAAACAGAACCUCGGAAAACUUUGAUCCAGAUGCUAGAAGGUAUAGUCCUCGGGACACUUCGCUGGAAUCUCCUUUGAGAAGCGUUGUAAACAGAGGAGAGCCACAGGAGCUACCUUUGUUUGAUUUUGAAAGCAUAGUCAGCAACAUUCUCUUAGAUGAAAAAAUGAACCCAAAAAUUUCAGAUUUUGGAUUGGCAAGGAUCUUUGAAGGGACGCAAUAUUUGGCAAAGACUCACAAGGUGGUUGGAACACUGAUUGAAGGAGGGCAAAUCAGAAUAAGAUCUAGGGCAGCAUUGAUCUUUGUUUCGAUGAGGAAAAAGAGGAAAAGGAGUAAAGCUAAUGCGUCUCUUGAGGUGUCAACCAAUUUUGCAGCAUCCCAUGAAUCGAGAUUGUCUAAUCUUAGAUCUCAUUACUCUCUAGAAGACUAUGCAAGGAUAAAAAAGAGGUGCAAAGAAGAUGUGAUUACCCAACCUAUUGGUUCUUGUAAGAGUAGACUUGCAGGCAUUGUUACUGCUCCCCCUUGUGGUGCCUCAUCUUUGGUCCCACCAGGGAGAGGUCUGAAGAGGAAGAUAGGGUGCAUAGAUGAAAUUAUCCGAACAGGUAGAUGCAAAGAUCUUCCAAGUACCAUUGGCUUGAAAUUUGUUAAAAGGAACAUGCCUACAGAGAACCAACACUUUUGCAUUUUAUUAUCUUCCGUCUCCAUCUUUUUGAACUUGUUUCUUUUGCACUGCUAUGCUGCAACUUAUAAUAUAACUUCAUCCAAUCCAUUAUCACAAAAUGAAAUCCUUAUCUCCCCUGCCCAAGUUUUUGAGUUAAGCUUCUUUCAUCCUGAUAAUUCCACUAAUCAGUAUGUUGGUAUAUCAUAUAAAAACAUUUCUCCUCGCACAUUUGUUUGGGUGGCCAACAGAGAGAAUCCGAUUGUUGAUUCAUUGGCAAGUCUAAAAAUUGGUCGUGAUGGAAAUCUGAAGCUUGUAGAUGGGAAUGAAGUAACUCUCUGGUCAAACAAUGUUUCUGACAGAUCAAAUAGUUCAGUGGCUGUCCUUUUGGAUAAUGGGAACUUCGUUCUACAGGGUGUUUUAUCUGGACAGCGGUUAUGGCAAAGCUUUGAGCACCAAGUUAAUACUUUUUUACCUGGUGCAGUUAUUGGGUAUGAUCUUGAAACAGGUGAGAGGCAUGUCUUGUCAUCCUGUAAAAGUAAUAGUGAUCAAUCACAUGGGGAUUUUGUCACUUAAAUUGUAACGCGGUCACCAACACAAGCUUUUAUUUGGAAUGGAUCAGUGCCUUAUUGGAGAAGCAGGGAGUGGAAUAAACUACAGUUUAUUGGUCUACCAGGUAUGGAUUCAACAUAUUCAAGAGCAGUUAGCCUUGUAUUGAAUAAUGAUCAAGAAAGUGGGUAUUUCUAUAUAAGUCUUAACACCACAGACAGAGUUACAGUCAUUUUAUCCAAAGGAACUCUAAAGAUAAUGUGUUGGGGGAAAGACAUAGGCUGGUAUUCAACAUGGAAAAGACCAAAUAAUGCAUGUGAUGUCAAUGGAACUUGUGGACCUUUUGGGAUCUGUAAAAUAUCUGAAUUUCCUAUUUGUAACGGCCUUGAAGGAUUUGUACCAAAGUCAGAUGAGGAAUGGAACAAAAAUAAUUGGACAGGAGGGUGUAUUAGAUGAACUGAACUAAGUUUUUUGGCAAGGACAAGUCUAGAAGCAUCACAGGGUGAAGAAACAGAUAAGUUUUGGAAAAUGAAUACAGUCAAGCUACCAGAUAAGUCCAAGUAUGAAGAAGUUAAAGAUGUGAACGAAUGUGGAUAGUGGUGCUUGAAUAACUGUUCUUGCAAGGCUUAUGCAUAUGUAAUGGGCAUAGGGUGUCUGCUGUGGAGUGAAUACCUUAUAGAUAUGCAAGAGUUCUCCAGUGGUGGGAAAGAUCUUUUCAUUUGUCUUGUGUCAUCAGAAUUAGGUGACAAUAUAAUUGACUUAAGCAA